This is a messenger RNA of Suillus plorans, 1188 nucleotides long. RefSeq lists its product as uncharacterized. Gene Ontology annotation, biological process: reciprocal meiotic recombination. The record is from RefSeq and is a predicted model, not a curated record. The coding region runs from base 1 to 1188 and encodes 395 amino acids. Lineage: Eukaryota; Fungi; Basidiomycota; Agaricomycetes; Boletales; Suillaceae. The transcript is spliced from 4 exons.
AUGGCUCAAUUCACGACAACAUCUGUUUCUUAUCCGCUAGCAAAAUACUCGCGUUCAUAUCCUACGAGCUCGUCGUUGAACUCUCAGAACCCUGCAACAGAUGCAGAAUGGCAACAUUUCGUUCACCCCGUUAUUAACCUCUAUCUGGACGCGAAGAAAUCUUCCGCAGGAGAUCUUGUCUCUGUCCGCUUUCGAGUUGUAUGGAAUUUCGACAGCAACACUAAUAGCUUGGGCGUCGAUCAGAGAGAGAUUAUCCUCGAGGAUCUUGAUUUACUCUCCUUCUCAUCGAUCUCAAACUCGAGGACAAAUUCUGGGCAACCCGACCAUGGCCUUCCUCUCAGAGCUGUCUAUCGGGAUGCUGUUGUCGGAAUUCGGUAUCUGCACUCGAAAACAGCAGACUCGACCUCCCAGCCAGUAUAUCGCCGCAUUCAGAUCACAUUUACCACUGCAACGAGCGCGGCUCAGUUCAUCGAUGCUGUACGACCUGUUUGUCCUUGUAGAUUGAAUCCACAGCCGCAGCCUCCGGUCCCUCGCAUCCCUACUGUAGCCACGACAGGCCUUCUUGACGACAUUUCCCGCCGAGGUACUAUAUUCCCGUCUGUUUCACAAGCUCGGCCAUCAAUGGGCGAAACUCCCCUCAGACCAGUGUCGGCUGCACUUCCUUCAGGAAAUCCAUCAUCCAAAUCCAAUGUACCAACCUUCGCACCAUCGACGCCGAUUAGGUUUACACCUGUGUCUCUGAGCAGUAGUUCUACGAAAACGACAUCCGUGGCUGCACCCUCUCAUGACAGUACCUUCAUGGCACCUCCAGAAACACCUCGGAUGACCAUCCCACAGUCUAGCCAAUGCCAAGCACCGUCUGGCUCUAUCAGCUCCACCAAAGGCUCUUUACCUGAUUCUUCCCAGCCAUCCUCGUCUACUCGCAGUACUAGUUCAAACACGAUGCCACCGCCUCCACUGCCACCGAGCGUCACACGAUCUCUUCAGUCGGAAAACCGAUCAUUAGAAAGUCACAAUUCAACUCGGACCCAGCUUGUUGCAUCACUGCACGACACUCCGGCCCUCCACAAGCUAUCCCAUGCAGAGCUAGAAUCCAUCGUAGCCCAAGUCAUCAGAGAGGAAGGUUUUGUCCAACUGCUUGCUUCCUUGGACACCAUGUGGAGAGUGAAGGGUUUACUUGGUCAAUAA